UUAGUUAGUAUUCCCCCAUUCUUUCCUGCGAUCUUCGAUUCUCAUGCCUAGCAAGGUGUCAAUAUCAGCGGUAUGGUAUGCGAGGUUAAGAUGAGUCUGACCAUCUGGUUUAACUCCUUGAAUCAAACCAAGGCAAUUGGAUCCACGAGAGACAAUACCAGCCAAGUAGUAUCUGCCGUUGAGCGAAAAUGUAACUCCACUUCCACUGUCUCCAAUGCAGAGAUUUUUCUCCGAGUAUUCAGCUGUGCAAAAAAUAUCUUGAACGGUUUGCACGUCCUCUGUCAAGCACUCUUCAUCGGUCAACAUCAUCCCAAGAUCGAUCUUCUGCAAAGUUGGAGAAGGAUUGUCGUUAUAACCUUCGAGGGGAUUGAUGCCCCAUCCAGAUGAGAAGAGCUUCGCAGUUCGUAAGUCCAAGUCAUCAACAUUGUGCAUGUGAGGCAAGCACGCGUGAUAAAUUCCUUUGGGAACAUCCCUUUCCAGUUCGACGACUGCAAAAUCACUGCUUCCAGUACAUCCUUCUUUGAAGAACCUUUCAUAGAAGGCGCAUUUUCUGCAUUGGAUCGUUUGGAUCAUCCAGUACAUCUGUAA
This is a messenger RNA of Haemonchus placei, 588 nucleotides long. The record is from the annotation of a GenBank genome assembly. Lineage: Eukaryota; Metazoa; Nematoda; Chromadorea; Rhabditida; Trichostrongylidae.